This is a messenger RNA of Lodderomyces jiufengensis, 636 nucleotides long. RefSeq lists its product as uncharacterized. The record is from RefSeq and is a predicted model, not a curated record. The transcript has a single exon. Lineage: Eukaryota; Fungi; Ascomycota; Pichiomycetes; Serinales; Debaryomycetaceae. Bases 1 to 636 code for a protein of 211 amino acids.
AUGUCUACAAAAGUUAUAAGUCAACAACCAACAAGAACAAAUUCAACAAAACAAAAAUUAUCAUUAUUUACAUUUGAUUCAGAUGAUUUAUCAUCAACUACUUCCACCAACACCACCACAAAUCAAGGACAAAAAUCACCAUCAUCAAUUAUUUCAACAUCACCAAAAUUAAGAAAAAAUAAAUCAUCAGUUUCAAUAAUACAAUGUGAUGAAAGUUGUAUAUUUGAAAGAUCAGUACAAGAUUCUUGUUUAUUCGAAAAUACUAAUUCAUCAUCAUCAUCAACAAAAAGAACAAAUUCAAUAAUUUCAUUAUCAAAUUCAAUUUAUAAUACUAGUUCAAUAACAAAUAUCAACAAUAAUAAUAUAAGUAAUACAACAAUAAAUUAUUCAGAUAUAAGAAGACCAAGAUUAUCAAAUCAAAAUUCUUCAAUUUCAAUUCAUCUGAUUCAUAAACAUGAAGAUUUAAUUCCUCCUGCUUUAGAUGCUAAUUGUUAUUUAUCACAUACUUCUGAAUCAAAUUUAAAAGAUUUAGAUAAAUCUACUAAUAAUAAUAAUAAUUAUGAUAAUUUUUAUCAAUCAAGAAGAAAUUCUUCUGUUUCUGCUUUAAAUAUGGCAUUAGGUAGAAAAAUUAAAUAA